Molecule: messenger RNA, 1037 nt
Organism: Bursaphelenchus xylophilus (pine wood nematode)
Lineage: Eukaryota; Metazoa; Nematoda; Chromadorea; Rhabditida; Aphelenchoididae
Source: the annotation of a GenBank genome assembly
AUGGCUGCUCCAUUUCUCCUCGUCGCGUUCGGCUAUGGUGCUCUUGCCGUCCUCCUACUCAAGCUCCUACAAUUUCUAUACGCUGUAAUCUACGUUUACAGCUUGGCUGUUCCAAAGAAUCUCAAAAAGAUGGCUGGUGCUGAAUGGGCCGUAGUAACCGGCUCAACCGACGGAAUUGGCAAAGGCUACGCCGUGGAACUGGCUCGAAGAGGUUUCAAGAUUGUUCUGGUUUCAAGAAACCCGCAAAAAUUGGAAGCGGUUGCAGAGGAAAUCCGCUCUGAGACCGGAGUUGAAGUCAAGUGCGUCUCCUUCGACUUCACCAGCACCAAUUUGGCCGAAUACGAGAGCAAACUGUUCAGUCAGAUCGAAGGUUUGCCAAUUGGUGUCCUUGUGAACAACGUAGGGCUUUCUCAUCAUUUCCCGGACGAGUUUACCGAGAUGUAUGGCGGAGAAGAGCGUCAUCGCGAUGUCCUCAAUGUCAAUACUUUGCCCGUGACUCUUCUAUGCCACAGAAUUCUGAAGCAAAUGAAGCAACGUCGCUCUGGCGUCGUGGUAAACUUGAGCUCGUCAAUCUGCUUCGCCAACGCCGCUUAUUGGGGAGUCUACUCCGCGUCUAAGGUAAGGAAUCUUCGGAUGUUUUAUAGACAUACAUAACUACCGAUUUUCAAAGCCAACGGCUUCAGGCUCAAUUCUAAUACAUUUCUUUUCAGAAAUACGUUGUUCAGUUGACCACAAUCCUUCGCAAAGAAUACUCCAGAUACGGAAUCACGGUCCAAUGCGUCUCCCCGAUGAUGGUAUCCACCAACAUGAGCAAGGUCCGCAAACCAACCUACUUCUGUCCGUCUGCGGCGGAGUACGCGAAGCAGGCAGUCGAUUCCAUCGGCCAUAUCCACGAAACCACCGGCUAUCAAAGCCACGAAUUGCAGGCCUACGGACUCUUCCAAUUGAUGCCAGAAAUGCUGUUCGAUUUAUAUUGGGACAACUUGUCACUGACCGUGCGCGAUAUGGCGAGAAGGAAAUUGGCAAAGACUCAUUAA